Messenger RNA from Sphaeramia orbicularis (orbiculate cardinalfish), 10625 nucleotides. RefSeq names its product storkhead-box protein 2-like. NCBI's taxonomy places the organism in Eukaryota, Metazoa, Chordata, Actinopteri, Kurtiformes, Apogonidae. The record is from RefSeq and is a predicted model, not a curated record. Gene Ontology annotation, biological process: regulation of transcription by RNA polymerase II. Gene Ontology annotation, cellular component: cytoplasm; nucleus. Bases 1195 to 4179 code for a protein of 994 amino acids. The transcript has 4 exons. Gene Ontology annotation, molecular function: RNA polymerase II transcription regulatory region sequence-specific DNA binding.
AGCAUAAAGGGGCUCACUAAGCAGCAUUCAGUAGUGUGACAUCAGUAAGGAGCUCUGGGUGUGUUUUCUGUGAAUGGGCAGUAUUGCUCUUCUUUAACAGGGGGAAAACAAGUGGGAGGGCCGUAUGCUUUGAAUGACGGCACUCCUGCCAACCCCCUCUUCGUCUGCAUUCGCCUUCCUUCUCCCACAGCAACACGGCAAGAGAGAGCGGACAGGCAGGGCGACAGAAACGAACAGACGGAAGAGAAGACAAAGGGAAGCAGAGGCAGCACUCGGCUUGGGUCUGGAUUAACCCUUUCCCUUCACUUGGAGUUGCUGGUUUGUUUGGGUUUUUUUUGGGGGGGGGGGUGUUCUGAUUUUUUUCCUUUCCCCUCCUUUGUCCUGGUGUUUUGUUAUGGCACACUGUCAUCCGUACAAACAGGAUAAAUGGCUGGUAUGAGUGAGUGUGCCCCUGAAGGAAUGAUGAACUGAUGGAUGAAGAGAAGUGGAAGACAGGAACGUGUUGGCUUUUCUCAUGGAGAUUGUGUUCUCUGAUUCCUUUCUUUUUACCAUCUUUUGCAUUAGUGCUCCGUUCUCUCCUGCUCCUUUUGCUUCACUGAGCCAGGCUUUUGUUUCUCGGACAGGGAUUUGUGCUGGUCUAUUUUUUUUCCUCUGUCAGUAACCCCCUUUAACCCAGUCUCCCCCCCAACCCUCAUUCUUCAGCUAAGCUAAAACCAGAUGACACCAGGCUCGGCUAAUCGCUAGCCACCACAACAGUAUAGAGAUUCUGUUCAUCGCAAGUUUGUCUUUUUGUGUGUGUGUAUCAAUCCAAGUACUGGGACAGACGAUGUUGAUGGAUUCGGUGUGACCCAGGAAGGAGAGGUGUGGAUGCAGUAGUGGAGGUGGGACUCAUUGACACUCUCACAACCAAAUCUGUGGAUUUUUGGUCUUGUCAGCUGUAACAUAACCAUGAGGGAAUUUGGUCAACGCAGGAGUAGGAUUCUUCAUUUCACAAAAUGGUGGUUUUAUGAUUUUUAUUAGCUAAUUUUGUAACAUCAACGGCAGAAGAAUGGAAUUUACGUGAGGAGCUGGGAUCUCACAUUGGGUCAGGCAUUGGGCCCAAAUACUCGGUUACUCGCUGAAAAAUUACAAAAAACAUUUUUAACUGAGGUUUUGUAGAUAGCUGUAGUAUCGAUCCAGUCAGUGGUGGUAACGAUGAAGAAGACGAGCUGCAGCGCGCUGAGGCGGGCCUGGCCCAGCUCCGACCUGCCACCAGCCGCCUCUGUAGAGCCUCAUAGGAGCCGACACUCCUGCAGCGAGAAGGACUACAGAAUCCACAAACACAGCAAGCGGAGCCACUACCCACCACAAUGUCUGUGUCCCAGUUCAGCUGCAUACAUACAUGCAGGUGAUGUGUCACCCAUCAGUAUGUCCCCCAUCAGCCAAUCACAGUUCAUCCCUCUGGGAGAGGUACUGUUAUUGGCUAUCUCUGCUAUGAACUCCGCCCAUAAGCCUGUGACUCAGGAGGCUCUGACUGAACACCUUCAGACAUGUUUUCCAGGUGUUCCUACGCCAACAGAAGAGGUCCUGCACCACACACUGAGCAUGCUGGUUCGUGAACGGAAGAUCUACCCAACACCAGACGGAUAUUUUAUUGUAACACCUCAGACUUACUUCAUCACUCCAAGCCUAAUUCGCACUAGUUCCAAGUGGUAUCACUUAGACGAGCGAUCUGCUGACCGACACCAACAGCAGCAGCAACAACAACAACAACAGCAGCAUCAGAACCAACAACAGCAUCAGCAAACACAGUGCACCUCACCCCUCUCUGGCACCAUCACUCCGUCCACCUCUGGAGGUGUACGAGAUCGAACACACCCAAAGGCCAACCAGAACCACAGUGGGGGAGGUGGAGUUGGAGGAGAUUCUUUCUACAAUUACCGUGGAGAAGACCCACCCAGCCACCACACCACCUUGCAACGGCGAUCUCCCAAAGACCACCGGGAAGCAUACUCAUCUCCACAUUCCCCACAAACGCCUCCUCAACAAGCAGGAGGCAACACAGAAAAGAGCCGUAGCACCCUCAGUUUCCCUUUCAAGACGGACACGUUAACCAAACACCGAGGAGGUGGUGGUGGCAGUGGUGGCGGGGUAGGAGUUGGAGGAGGAACAGAGAUAGAUAAGCAGACAGGUGGAGGAAGUGGCAUGGGAAGUCGGAAGUUUGGCCUUAAGUUGUUCCGUCUGAGCUUUAAGAAGGACAAGGCCAAGCAGCUGGCCACCUUUUCUGCACAGUUCCCCCCUGAAGAAUGGCCUCUCCGCGAUGAGGAGGCACCUAGCCAACUGCCACGUCAUGUGGAGAUGGAGAUCAUCCGCAGAAUCAACCCUGACCUCACCGUGGAGAACCUUGCUCGGCACACAGCAGUAAUGAAGCGACUUGAAGAAGAGCGUGCUCAGAGGAGUAAAGCAUCAUCAGCCAAUCAGAGUUCCAGAAGUCGAAGGAGUGGAGGCAGACACAGGAAGCCGUCUCAGACUAAACUAAGCCGCUCGCAUAGUAAGACAAGGGCGUCCCGUGGUGAGCCCAGCGAUGGUUCCCAUCUGGAGUUGACUGACAGGGACUACAGAGCCUACUCAUCUUCACUAGCUCGGUCACCGAGAGAGCAUGCCCUGGCCAUGGAACGCCAGCGAGCCCGUCUUCACCUUGCGCACAGUAACCCCAAUAUCCUCGAUUCAUCCCACCUGCCUGUCACACCAGAGUGGGAUGUGUCCGGUGAGCUUGCCAAACGGAGGACGGAAAUGCCUUUCCCAGAGCCUAGCCAUGGUCCAUCAGCCCAUCACUCCAAAGUCCAUCGCUCACACUCCCAUACCCAGGAGAGGAAGUCCAGGAAUGAACGCAGCGACAAGGCAAAGGAACGGUCCAGAUCCAUGGACAAUUCCAAAGGACCUCUUGGAGCUGGGCUGAUGGGACCACCCAAUUAUUAUGAUGACCGGAGCCGCUACUAUACUGACGAUGGAACCCUGCGAGCCAAUCAGAGCUCCUCCCAUUAUUCUCGUACCACACCCCCUUCAACUAAGCUGCCUGGGGACUCGCUGGGGCUGGAUGGGGGCCGCAGCUUGGAGAAGAGUAAGAGCAGGGACAGCCUGCCAGCUUACUCACCCAAACCACUGGCCAGCUCUGUCCCUGUCCCUGAUGAUUACUUUCAAUGCUCUGGUUCCUCUGAGGCUGUUCUCACAACAGCAACCCCACUGGGAACUUUGGCCAAGAGUAGCCAUGAUGGUUUAAAACUGGGCAGCACUGACAGGCAACUUGACAGACAGACACCUCAUCCCCCCGAAAAUAAAGAGGACUUGGCCAAGAUGGGACCUAAAGGUGGCAGCUUGCCUCCAAUACCUCUGUCUAUUCCCGAAUCCCCUCUUCCCAAUGGACGACCUCCCCAUAGUGCCUCCUCUGGUCAGGAGAAAUGUAAGGAGAUCUUUAGUAAAGACACACUCUUCAAACCUCCUCCUAGUCUCCCUUUGCCUGGCUACAGUUCCCUGAGAAAACCUCCCACCCUUGCCUCUACCACUUUGUCAUCAUCCUGCGAUGCACUUGAUUCCCAAGAGGCUUUUGAUGCCCCUAAGCCUCUGGUGGCUACGUCUUCUGCUCCCCCACAGGGAAUUGAACCCACUACAAGUGCUGCAGAGGCCUCCUUCGAUUACUAUAAUGUUUCUGAUGAUGACGAACUUGACGAGGGAGGUACUAAAGGGCGGGGAGAGAAUGAAAAGGCUGGAGGAAGUGUUGUUGGGAUGGGGGGAGGGGGUACAGGGACCAUGCAGUGGCUGCUGGAGAGGGAGAAGGAAAGGGACCUACAGAGGAGGUUUGAAAGGACCCUCACCUUCCCUGGUGCUAAAGAGAACCUUCCAGAACCUAGUCCGAAUCAGCAGUCAGCCCACUCUGCCAGACUGGACAGUAUGGACUCCAGCUCUGUGACUGUUGACAGUGGAUUCAACUCGCCACGCACAAGGGAGAGCCUUGCAUCGAACACCUCUUCCAUAGUGGAGAGCAAUCGUCGGCAGAACCUGGCACUGAGCCCCGGCCACCUUGGCAUCACGACGGCCAACGGUCCCCCUUUCUCCUUCCGUGCGAUCACAGAACCUGCCGGUACCCAGGCAGAAAAACUCCAAAAGCCCAACGCCUGCCUUGCUUCAAUCACCAGCGUCUAAGGGAAGGAACACUUAAAAAGGGCUGGGGCAUUGCUCCAAGAGCCAAUGGGCAGGCGGGCAGGCAGGUGGGCAGCAGGGGCAGUGGGGAGGAGUCAGAGAAUAAGAAUACCCCCUCCCCCAAAAGGACUGUUAUACCUUUAAACCAACAGACUGACUGAAUCAGUGGAGCUGCCACAGGCCCAACAUGGAGCUAUAGCUGUUAACAUAACCCACACACAGAUAUGAACAGAGGAAUUUAGGCCACCAGGAAACUGUUUUUUCUCACACACUUGUAAACACCAGGCCACUGGGCGGACUCAGACCAUGUCAUUCUACAGCCUCUAGUUUACACACUGCUGUUGUGUUGUUUCACUUAUGUGUGUGUAUGUGUGUGAGUGUGUGUGCGUACUAUUUGUGUACUGUGCGGGUUAUGUGUGCAUAAUCUGUAAUCUCAGGUCAUGUUAUUCUCCCUCCCAUUCCAGCUGCUCCAGAUCAAGCAUCUUUUUUCAAAUGCUGUCUGCUGGUAUUACACACUGAAGAGAUGUGGCUCUGCUCGCUACUGUUACUGAUGGUACACACACGCCGAUCCAGCUCCCGCUUUCUUACUUAUCUAUGCUUCUCCACAUUUAUUCAUGCCAUGCUAUGAGUGUCUAUGAGUUCAAACCCCGAACCAUCACCACGAAAAGAGACGGUGGAGGCAUAUGGGCUUGUAUGAAUCGUAAAGCCUCAUGUAGAAUAAUUUGUAUGAUCUGUUGGACGCCAUGAUGUCCAUCUCACCUACCUGAACAGUGCUGCCCAAGUAGCCAAAAGAAGAUGGUUUAUCAGAAAAUCCUCAUAACUGCUGGUGGACAUUUGACAAGCAAUAGAACAUGUACAAAACUUAUAAUGAAAUGUUUUCUCAACAUCAAAAUCUGCAAUGGUAAAAUGAAGUAAUACAGCAAACCAUUGUAUGUUUUUAAAUAAAAGAUAAUUAUUAUUAUAGCAAUGUAAAAUACAUAAUCAGAUUAUUUUUUAGGUUUUAAGUUGUAUUUUAAAAUACAACUUUACCAAUAUCACUAAAACUGAUCGGUCCACCCCUUGUUCAGGCAGUAUCAGUGUUGACUUCAGUCAUGAAAGUCGUGAUUAUGAAUCUGCUUCCUGUUUUAUUCAUUUUUAUUUUCAUGUCCGCCUGAUGUAGCAGCAUCGUGUGUCAAAUUUAUGUCAGACAAGAAAUUCAAUGAAUAGUCAUUUACACAAUUUCACCACUGACACUGGCUGUGUUUUGAUAAUAAUAAUAAUAAUAAUAAUAAUAAUAAUUCUGAGAUCAUGUUAAGUGAAUUGGCAGUAAACUUGAAAUGUUGCUAAAAGAUAAGACACAUUUGCAUUUUCUGGUUUGGGCUGAAGACAUGAUGCCAUGUGGUCAGCAGAUGGUGCCACAGGCUACAUUACACAGGGCUAUAAUGCACAGAAUAAAAGUAGAGAUUGGUAACUGACAAGAAUUAUUGGCACUUCCUCACUGGUCCACACUACCUGUUGAACUAGCAGACAUGUUUUUGGACUUCUGAAAAUAUCCGAAAAAAUGCUGGAGCUACUGUUGUUCAGUUGCUGUGGUUGCUUUUUCUUAAUUAGCAGAACUUUUUCAAAAAAUCUUUCUUCUUUAGUUGUUUUCAGAGUAGACACCGUUCUAUUAAAUAUACUACUUAGUGUCUCAGGAGUUUUACAAGCCUCCAGCACAUUUUCACUGUACCCUCUCUUUCUAUAACCAAAGCUCCUGUUCUUGACUGGAGACUCUCAUUAUUCAUGUAGAUUUCCAAAUUGAAGGAGAUAGACAUAAGAAUGCAAUAAAAUUCUUAAAACAACGCUUAAUAAUACAGAGGACAAAGCACCUCAAAGACUAAAGAGUGAAAUGGUAAAAAUAUGAAACAAUAAAAAACUGUCUUGUAUUUGUAAAACUUAGAGACUUGAUGCAAACUGAACAUGACACAGCUGCAUCCAGUGGACAGUACUGAUCAUUGCAUUUUGUGCAAUUUCACAUUUGGACUGUAGCAGGAGGCAGAUCACCUGAAUUCCUAAUAAGGUGUAGGAUUCUUGAAUCUGCACCAAACCAAGUAUAUUCAAAUUGAUACAACGCUUAAUGGACCGGAUUUGGAUGAAAAUGCAUGACUAACACCAUUCAGGAUCAGUUUUCUACUUUGGGCAUGACUGCCACGGCACUUGAGGUGGCUGAGAUUCCAGCAGAGAUCAAACCAAACUAAUCCACACCAGUGUUUGAACAACCAGCAGCGACAUGACUUCAGUUGCUAUUUUUUUUUAAUUUCAGUGUUUCUUAUUUGUUUGCAUUUUCCUUACUUUAUAGUUCAUUUCUUGAAACAGUUUGAAUCAAAUCCCUGAGCCAGUCUCGCUUCUGGUGCUAAGAUGUAUUAUGGUCAGGGAUGACCAUAAUAAUAAUCAUACUAAAAAAAAAGAGUGCCGCUAUGGUUGUGAAUUUAAUAUGAAAUGGCUGCUGAAACUUGUACAGUAGGUUUCACCUGCGGACCUAAUUGAUGAGCCCUUCUGGAAAUGGAUUUGGAAGUGGAUUUCGAUGAACAGAUAGAUGGCCAGGAUGAGCACUAAACUACAACACAUGAAGGUGUGAGAUCAACCUAUAUGUCAGAAACCUGCAGUCCUAUAGCUCCACUGAUGGGUCAGCCAUCCUCCUAUAGGCUCAGAGACCUGUCAGUCAUCCCAGUGUUGUCCCACACGCUCCUCUACAACUACCUCCAUAUGAGCAAAAACACAGCCUGUCCUAUCUACUAACACACUGUCAUCAGCCUUGAGCCUGUGAAUGUCAGCACAUACACAUGCCUAACCUUAACCUACAAACUAAUCUUUUAAGGUAGUAACCCUUCUGCUAAUCCUCAAAUCUGAUGAUCAUAAUGCAUUCCCUCGACUCUUACCCUAAUCUUAACCCAGUUCUAACACUAACCCUAGAGCCAAGCUUCAACCUUCAAACAGUAAUUUGUCAUCCAUCCAUUUGUGACAUCCAUCCUUUUCAUUGGAACCCAGUUAUAAGUCCAGUUAUAAAUCCAAGACCGAAUUAUAAAUCCAAGACUGAAAUUCAUGAAUGACACUUCUUGAGAGGGAUCACCCUCUUGUUUCUAUGUUUACCACAUGAUACACACUACAUCCAUUGUGUGGUUUGGUGGAUGUGACAAAGAUCCAGCUAAAACAUUAACAUAACCGUUCAAUCGUGCACCCUCUCAUUUUUAGGGGCCUUCACACUAACUUCAGUUAAUUUCCUGGAGGCUUAGCUCAAUCUUGACCAUGCUCAGAACAUACCCCUCUCUAACCCUAACCUUAACAGUGCAAUGUGUAGGCUUUACAGGGAUUUCUUUUGUAGAAAUUGAAUACGUUUUCAUUAGUGUCUGAUGUGUUACCAUAGAAUUAUUCACUUACAUCUACUAUCCCUAAGGUUUCUCUACCCUCUUGAAAAGGUAUGGUGAGGUGAGAUAAUUUGGUUAGAUGCAGUCUGCAUCCUCAUCACCAGAUGCCACACACUGGACCUUUAAACCUACUCAUAUAUUUAGAGUGUGCCCUGGAGCAGUACUAAUUCCAUGUUGCUGGAAAAGGUGCAUCAUUGACAUAAUCCAUCCACUAGACAUUACUGUAACUAAUUAUUACAAAUGAACGCCUAACUCUAGAAAUGGCCUUUCUUCAUAGAUCAGGCCCAUUUCCAAUAACUGGGUUCAUAGCCAUACUCUCAUACAUGACAUCAAAGAGCUGGACUUUGUUUUUCCAAAGCUUUUUAAUGGUACAUCAUUGUGAUUCAGCUACCAACCAGCAGUCCCCACUUUCCUCCCAGCUUUCCUGAACAUGAUUGUGUCACCUAGUGGUCCAUGACUUCCUCUGAUCCCCAAGAUGGGACUUCAGCCCAAAAAGCAGUGGCAACCUGUUCACAAAUCCUGAAUAUACUGAAGUGUGAGGACCCCUGAUUCAAAUUCAAAACAUGCUUAAACAGGAUGUACUAAUACCAACACAAGUAUUAACUUAGCAUCUCCAGAACAAUUUGCGUCUCUAGUUUUAGACAGGGUGUGGUUGCAUAGAUAACAUUGAUGCUCAGAGAUCAAGUUGUUAAGUAUUUAUGUAUGAAUCUCCUUUUAGAGAUACCUCUGAGUGAGUUGUUGCUGAUCUAGUGCUGAAUUAUGAUCUACUUUGUGUGUUUCUGCAACUUAUUACCAAUGGGUGAAACUGCCCCCUACAACCUCUUUUGUGCUUCAUGUCCUGAAGUGAGGAGCAGUCACCCAAUGUCCGGACUAAGUUGGCCACAGCAGAUUCUGAUACUUUGUCUAUAAUAUUAAACUGAUUAACAAUACAAAGCUGUUAUAGUCAAGUUGUGUUUUGUAAAAGACUGUUGGAUUGUCAUUGCUGAUAUUAUUAGGCAAAGGCCAAUGGAGAUAGUUACCUGCCAAAGUAAACACUAGUUAGGUUUGCAAAUAUUAAAAAUCAAAGCACUUUAUUUUACUAAUAUCAAACACAUAGUAAACAAAUAUGCAACAAACUUCUCAUACAUCAUGCUUAGAAACAGAUAUGACAUGACAUAUGUGCACUGUUGAGUUGUACAUGCUCAUUGCAUACAGUAACUGUAUACAGGUAACUGGACAUCGUGGUGACUUGUAAGGCAAACUAUUGCUUGAAAACAAUGCAAAUAGUAAUAAAUUACCUAAAGUCUGCAAUCAUGGUGGAACAAUUGUGCGAAGGGUCAUGCAGAUUUUUCUUUGCAGCAUACUUUUAUACAUUUUACUUAUAAAAUGUGGUUCAGACCAAAGAUUCACAGCGAGCUGAGAAAUUUUAACUGUUGUUUUGAAAUUCUCCCAGCUCAGCUAAAUGCGAUGAGAUAUGCAUCGUCUCAAUAGCAACAACUCUAUACUUGUUGAUUUUCACUAUAGUAUGUAGUUAAUACUACUCGAACUUUGUAGUUUGAGUAGUAUUAACUAAAGCUGCAUUUCUGGUAUUAAAGUAGGGAAGAUUUAAAAAAAGGGUUGAAAAUCUCUUCAUACUAUUCCCAGAGCAGUUCUGUUCUUCAGUAGUUCUGUUGAUUUGACUCAAUUACCAACAACACCAUCAUCUGGUUUGAGUCCAGCUGGCACUGUCAAGGUCACCUCACUGGAACCUUAAAUCUUUGGUCUGAACUAAGUUUAUACAUGCUGCAUUGUAGGGUAUUUGUAAAAUAUAUUUGGCAAGAAAUUGGUUCCAUCAAAGACCACCAGUUCCAACACAACACAAGUUUCAUAAUCCAACAGGGAUCAGACUGAUAACCCUCACAGACCUAUGUGAUUAGUUUUUACUUCCUUUGCUUCAGCUUCAUCUUUCCCCAUCAGAGAUUACGUUUCUAGUGUUAUGAUGUUACAAUAGAGUUUACAUUUUCUUAUGCUAGUGUCUGUAUGCCACUGCUGCUUUUUGGGGUUUUGUCCCAAUGGGUUUAAAGGCCCAGAACUCUCAUUUUGUCAUUAGUAUUUCAGAUUCUAGUCCAGCACUUGUUAGCUGAGAGGUCUGGACUUGAAUUUCCCAAUUAUACCCUGUCAGUACUUCUAAUUACUCUACCUGUCAUGGUUUGACUUGCUCUCCUGUCUAUGUUCUAGGGGUAUAGACACAUUUCUGUCUAUCCUACUGUUCUAGCUUAAGAGUAGGGUUCUGAUCCAUCACGAAGCCCACAGUUGUAGGGCUUUAGUCCUUAUGUCAUCACUACAGUAGGGUUCUAGUCCCUACACUACCUCUACAUAAGGAUUUUAGUCUGGUGGGCCUUGUCUGCUAUUUUGUUAGUACUGAAAGAGUCUGUCAGUACAGAUUCUGUCCUACCAUUUCCGUUAAGAGGGUGCUAACCACUCCCUGCAGUAGUUUGAGUCUUCACUGUACUACUAUCCUUGGGUUUACCACUCGAGUUGGGUCCUACUCAUGUAGUGUCAUCCUGUUCAUACUGCACAUUCAGAGGUGUAAGGAGUAAACUUAAUUUCCCAAUAAUGCAAUAGGGCUCCCGUCCCUGUCUGCCGAAGUCCAUGGGUCCCAUCCCUUAUGUCUGAUGUUUGCACUGAUCCCCGCCCACCCUUCCUAAACCUAAUCUCAAUUCUCCCCAUUAGUGUCUGGCCCAGUGGCCCCCCAUCAGCUUCCUCUUCCUCUUUCCCUUUUCAAUCACAGUCCUGAAACCUACCAUCCCUUUUCUACACUGACAGUCCAUGAAAUGUCUUCCCUUAACACUGGCAGUGGUUUAUAAAAAUGGAGGUUCAACAAUAACAUUGUUUCUAAUGGUGACAGUAUGUCAUACCUGUAAAUGAUGUUUAUCUGUCAUGCCUAGUCAAAUAAUUUUAACAAUAAAAAGAGGGAUUUUUAAAAUGUCUAUAAUAUCUGAAAGUCCCUUCGAUGUGUAGUACUGGUGUUACUGUUGUUGUAGUGUACGUGAUACCCAAUGGGAAUUGUGUUACUUUUUAAGAUAAUAAAAUAACAAUGUUUGGUUA